UCUGUUAUCUGGAAACAAUUUUCUGAAACCUACCCCUUGUAAAUGUAAAUGCUGCCUCUACCGCCAACACAAAGGAGCAGCGGCUGUGCCCCACUACCCUGGCACAGUGCUGUCCUUCUCUAGCUGCGCACGAUUGGACCAAAAGUACAUUUUUGGAGCUGCCUCCUUCUCUCUCAGUCUGCAUUCUCCGGGACCCGGGCACACGAUCAUAGCCAAAGAAAGGAAAACGAGGAGAGAAGACCUGCCUACUUCAAGUCCAGUCCUGCCGCGGUUUCUCGCCUGUCACUUUGGUCAGCAAGCUAGUACUGAUUCCGUGAGAAUCUAACUUCUUCUCUCCUAAUUGCUUUAAAGGUCUCCAUCUCUCAGGGAUGAAGGCUGACCCGCCCCCUCUAGUGGUCAAUGACAACUGAGCUCCGCUGAACCGCAGGGCAAUAUCCAGUGUGGAUACAACUGUCAUUUAAUUACACUGAUCUCAUGCGUAACUUUCAUUUACAUCACUCAGACUUGUGUAAAUAAAACGGAAGUGUUUAUAAAGCUGAAUCAACACAUUCAAGGUGCCCAAAAACAUGAACCGCGUAUACAGUCAAGGCAAUGUUUAACAUAAUUUGAGCUACUCCAAGACCAUACUCUUGGGCGAACGAAAGUAUUAUGGCAACCAUGGGACACUCAUAUACUACAGUUGCUCAAAAUGUGGCACCCGAGCCUGCUUCCUCCCCACCAUUACUGCGCCAAAUAUUCGACGAGUACCAAAAUAAUGGCGUCAUCAUGACACAUUACAACUACACCGGCAAACUGCAGGAGAACCGCUACCGUAAUGGACUGAAGCCAGAAGCUAUCACUUUCCUGGUCAUCUGCCUGCUCAUCGUGCUGGAAAACGCUGUAGUGUUGGUGGCCAUCUGGAAGAACAAGAAGUUCCACCUACCGAUGUACUACCUUUUGGGCAAUCUGACGCUGUCCGACCUGCUGGCGGGAUUCACCUACAUGGUCAACAUUGUGCUGUCAGGUCCCAAAACGCUAGAACUGACACCCCUGCUUUGGUUCCUAAGAGAGGGUGGUGUCUUCAUCACUCUGGCCGCCUCCAUCAUCAGCCUUUUGGCUAUCGCCAUUGAGCGUCACAUCACUAUGGUUAAUAUGAAGACCUACCAUAGAGCAAAGCGGUACCGAAUGUUCGCUCUAAUCGGGGCUAGCUGGAUUCUGUCACUGUUGCUGGGGAUCCUUCCCAUUAUGGGCUGGAACUGCAUGGGCCAUUUGCCGGGAUGCUCCACAGUGCUGCCAUUGUAUGCUAGGAGUUACAUCCUGUUUUGUGUCUCUGUCUUUAUUGCCGUGCUGCUGGCCAUAGUCGUACUCUAUGUGCGCAUCUUCCGCAUCGUCAAGUCCAACACACGGAAACUGGGCUGCCUACGCAAGAGCCAGGCCCGCAAGUCACGGAAAUGCAUGGACCUGCUCAAGACUGUCACUAUAGUGCUUGGGGUCUUCAUUGCUUGUUGGCUGCCUCUUUUCGUGCUGCUGCUGUUGGACUUCUUCUGCAAGGUGGGCCAGUGUUUCGUGCUACUCAAGGCUGACUACUUCCUAGGCAUCGCCAUAAUCAACUCCUUGCUCAAUCCCAUCAUCUACACGCUCACCAGUAAGGACAUGCGGCGGGCCAUCAUCCGACUGUUGUGUCGCCACUGUCUCAUGACGGAGGAUGGACAUGUAAAGAAGAUUGGAAUACCCUUCCUGGAUUGUAGCACGAGCAAAAUUGAAAAGUCUGCAUACAGGCUGGAGGGCUUGGAGACCACAGUCUCCUCAGGGAACAUUACCCCUUCAACCAUCAAAGUCCUCUACCCUAGGAUGUUGAGAUCCUGAGCCAACUGCUUAACCUUAAAGACUUUUAAAAAGAGAGUCUUGUUCGUUACCAUGGAAGAGGCCAACACGUGUGGAUGAAAAAUGUCUUCAUUUUAUGGACAUCUAUGACACAAAGGUGUAGGCCGGAGCACAGUUCUGACAUGGUGUUCUGAUAACGAAGGCAAUGGAUCCUUGGUUGGGUAGGAGGUGUCACUCGAGCCACAGGGCUCAAGUAUGCCGGAGGAUGUUUGCCAGCGCACAUAUAUUAAGCUACAUGAUGAUUAAUAUCUGUAAUGGGGGAAAGUGGCUCCACAACAACAGUGCCAACUUGAAAAGUAGCUGGGUGACGUGCAUAGGAAAAACACUGGCGUUAUAAUAUCAGAUACAACAACAACAACAACAAAUUAAUUUUUGUAUAGCGCAUUAUCACAACAUUACAUUGUCCCAAAGCGCUUUACAGCAUCCCCACCCAAAGCCCCCAGUGAGUAGAUACGCCUAUAAUAUCAAUAUACUGUACGCCUGCAUUGGGCCAUCCAAUAACAAAAGUGUAUUCUGACUAAAUUGCAUCUACAACGUUGGCACAAAGGGACACGAUCCUAGAAUAUAUCUAAAGGUGGCUUUAUCUUUAUGUUGACCUGCAGACCGUGUAACAAUGCAUUAUAUAAUAACACCGCAUUAUGGAAUAACUCGACAAAAUGUUACAAAUUUGUGAUGGUUCUGAAGGUUUAAGACCGACAGCCUUUCGGGGUGGUUUCAGUUCAGCUUGAUCUGCUUGUGUUUUACCAGCUUGCCAGAUGCAGAGUGACUCCGUGACAAUUAAUAUGAAAGCAUGUGAUCCCUGAAAAUGAACCAGAUUUCACUGGUGUAGCAUAAUAUCACAUACAUCUGUACUGUUAAGGUCUUCAUAGGUGACUAGGAUUAUGUGCGUGUAAAUCUUCAUAUGCUGACUUUUAUGCAGAUGUACAAAACUGCACUGUAUAGUCACUUAUGUCUACAUUGUUUAUAAUUUUAUGCAUUAAAGGUUUUCUAAUUUA
This is a messenger RNA of Paramormyrops kingsleyae, 2858 nucleotides long. It is a transcript of the gene s1pr5b, whose product is annotated as sphingosine-1-phosphate receptor 5b. Lineage: Eukaryota; Metazoa; Chordata; Actinopteri; Osteoglossiformes; Mormyridae. Gene Ontology annotation, cellular component: membrane. The record is from RefSeq and is a predicted model, not a curated record. Gene Ontology annotation, molecular function: sphingosine-1-phosphate receptor activity. Gene Ontology annotation, biological process: G protein-coupled receptor signaling pathway.